AUGGCAUCGACAGAAGGCCAAGAAUACACGGCCAAGGAGGUCGCCGCUCACAGAGAAGCCAACGACUGCUGGAUGGUCAUCCACGGUCAGGUCUACGAUGUGACAAAGUACCUCCACGACCACCCCGGUGGCGCAGAGGUCCUUGUUGAGGCUGCCGGCGUCGACGCAACAGAAGCCUUCGACAACGCAGGCCACUCGGAAGACGCCUCUGAAAUCAUGGCCGAGUUCCGCGUCGGCAAGCUCAAGGGCGCCAACAAGCGCAACGCUCCCAAGGCUGUCAAGCUGGCCCCCAAAUCCGCACCCAAGCAGCCCACCACCACCUCCGGCCCGGCCCGCGUCGCUUCCCAGGCCGCCGCCGCGGCCGUCUUCCUGGCCCUCGGCGCUAUCGCCGCCCGUCAGGCCUCCAACACCCCCGCCGGCCAGGACGUCAUCGCCGCCCUGCAGCGCCUCAACCUCCAGCUCCCCGCAUGGCUGUCCUUCGGCUCCGCAACCGCCGCCGGCCGCCCCAAGCGCACAGGCUUCGGCUUCGUUGAGGGCUUUGCCGUCGCCUCCGCCAUCUUCGCCGUUGCCGGUACCGUCACCGCCAACAAGCUCUCCAAGCUGUUGCACUUCGACGCCACGCCCAUGAAGUUCCGCCCCCACCAGAAGAUGCCCAAGGUCGCAAAGGCCAACCCCCUCCUGCAGCGCGGCUGGCUCGACCCCGUCAACUACCACCCCCUCCCCCUCGUCGAGAAGGAGCUCAUCGCACCUAACGUCUACCGCCUCGUCUUCGAGCUCCCGACACCGACCACCGUCCUCGGCCUCCCCAUCGGCCAGCACGUCGCCAUCAAGGCCGAGAUCGACGGCAAGUCCGUCAGCAGGUCCUACACGCCCACCUCCAACAACUCGGACCUCGGCCGCCUCGAGCUCGUCAUCCGCACCUACCCGGACGGCCUGCUCACCGGCAAGUACCUCGCCAACGUCGAGGUCGGCGACGAGGUCCUCUUCCGCGGUCCCAAGGGCGCCAUGCGCUACCACCGCGGCCUCUGCAAGAAGAUCGGCAUGCUCGCCGGCGGCACCGGCAUCACCCCCAUGUACCAGCUCAUCCGCGCCAUCUGCGAGGACGACCGCGACACCACCGAGGUCAGCCUCAUCUACGCCAACCGCUCCGAGGCCGACAUCCUCCUGCGCGAGGAGCUCGAGGCCUUUGCCAGAAGGUACCCCAAGAACCUCAAGCUGCACUACCUCCUCGACGCCCCGCCCGAGAACUGGACCUACGGCGUCGGCUACGUGACCCAGGAGAUGAUGGCCGAGCGGUUUCCCGCCCCGGGCCCGGAUUCGAAGGUCAUGCUCUGCGGCCCGCCGGGCAUGGUCAACGCGGCCAAGAAGUCGUUGGCGAACCUGGGCUUCGAGAAGCCCGGGUCCAUGUCCAAGAUGACCGACGCCGUCUUCUGCUUUUAG
Molecule: messenger RNA, 1440 nt
Organism: Colletotrichum karsti
Lineage: Eukaryota; Fungi; Ascomycota; Sordariomycetes; Glomerellales; Glomerellaceae
Exons: 2
Coding region: 1-1440 (479 amino acids)
Cellular component (GO): endoplasmic reticulum
Molecular function (GO): heme binding; oxidoreductase activity
Source: RefSeq, a predicted model, not a curated record